CUAGUGUAAGCUUUUCGUUCCGCGUGAAAGUUGAAUGUUGUCAUUUAUGUCAGAAUGACGAAAGAGUUAGCUUUACUGGAGUAUGAGCGACAUAUUUUUUCUCAAUUAUUGGAAGAAAAUGGCCUUGUUGUGAUGGCUAGGGGCCUCGGCAUUGACAGAAUCUUCACUAGUUUCCUUCAGUUGUAUUGCACUGAUCCAGGAAUGCUUGUACUCGUACUAAAUACCACAAGUCAAGAUGAGGAGUAUUUUCAAGGCAAGUUGGAAUUGGCAGACAUAACCCCCUUACCCAGAAGUGUGACGAGUGGUAUCAGCAUUGAGGAAAGAAGGAAGAUGUACACGGAAGGGGGUACUUUCUUCAUUACUUCUCGCAUACUCGUUGUUGACAUGCUGACAGAGAAGAUACCUAUUGACCUUGUUACAGGAAUAUUGGUCUAUCGUGCACACAAAGUUGUGGAAUCGUGUCAAGAAGCGUUUAUCCUCCGGCUCUACAGAGAAAAGAAUAAAACCGGAUUCAUCAAGGCAUUCACGGAUGCGUCUGAGUCCUUCACACAUGGCUUUGCUCAGGCAGAACGCGUUCUCAAGACCCUGUUCGUCAGAAAUCUUUAUCUGUGGCCGAGAUUCCAAGCUGAUGUGUUAGACUUCCUAGAGAAGGAGAAUCGCAAGCCGGAUGUCGUCGAGCUUCACGUUUCCAUGACAACAGAGAUGAAGGCAGUGCAGAUGGCGCUUCUGGACAUCAUUGCCGCGUGCAUCAGGGAACUUCGCACUGCUAACACCCAGCUGGAUGUUGAUGAGGUGACCGUGGAGAAUGCCAUCGGCCGUUCGUUUGAUAGUGUCAUCAAGUGGCAGCUGGAACCUGUCUGGCACCAGCUGGGAGAGAAAACCAAGAACCUGGUAGCUGACAUCAAGCACUUACGUAAAAUUCUGUGCAGCCUGACGACAUAUGACUGUGUCACAUUCUACAACACUGUCAAUGCACUGAGGAACAACGAGCGUGCAUUUGGACAGAACGCCGGGUGGUUGUUCCUUGACUCUGCAGAAAGUUUGUUUGUGCAUUCCCGUCGGAGACUUUACCGCAGUGUUGCACCGAACGCAAAAAAGAAGAAAACAACAAGGGCAACAGCCACUGAGGAGGCAAAAGCAGGCGAGCAUGAUGCUGACACUGUUCUGGUGGUCGACAUGGAGCAGCCAGCAAAAUGGACGGCGCUGUCCGACAUUCUCAAGGAGAUAGAUGGUGAGAACAAGAUGGCCGACACCGGUGCUCAGGAGCUGGGAGAGGUUCUUGUCUGCACCGAGGAUGAUGUAAUAGCAGAGCAGCUUCGUGAGUAUCUGGAAAACGGAGCACAAUCCGUUCUGACACGGCUGUAUAACAGCACGAUUGCUGCCAAGCAGGGAAAGCCACCGCUGUCCCUCGGUGAUCAGAAAAAUGGAGGAAAAUACAAGGGAAAGUCUUCCUCCAAAGCAAAGGCCAAGAACACCCAUAACCCAAUUUUACCAGAUAUAUUGGAUGACACAGAAGAAAUACAGUCGAGUGUUUCUGGUGAUGACAAGAAAGAACAAGAGAAUGCUAGCUGUUACUAUAAAAUUCUGUCUAGUCCAAUUGUCAUUAUUCACCCACUUCAUGGUAACAGUGACCCGUACAGCCUCAGCCGUGUUCUACACCAGGUGGAGCCACGGUUUGUGGUAUUAUAUGAUAUUGAUCUGGCAUUCAUCAGGCAAUUGGAAGUCUACAAAGCGGCAAGGCCAAAUAUGGCUUUGCGCGUUUACUUCAUGAUGUACGCUGACUCCACGGAUGAGCAACGCUACCUCACCAUGCUACGCAAGGAGAAGGAAGCAUUUGAGUUUCUCAUCAGAGAGAAGGCAUCGAUGGUCAUACCGGAGGAAUACGACGGGAAAUCGAGCAAUAACCCGAUCCUCGAACGAGGCGUUAAGUCGGCCAAUCAGACAGUGAGCACGAGAAAAGGUGGCGCCUCGCAGCAGCCGGUGGAGAGCGACGUACGACAGAAGAUCCUCGUCGACAUGAGAGAGUUCCGCAGCGAGCUGCCGUCACUGCUGCACCGGCGUGACAUUGACAUCGUGCCACUCACGAUAGAGGUUGGUGAUUAUAUUCUGACACCAGAGGUUUGCGUGGAGAGGAAAAGCGUGAGUGACCUAAUCGGGUCACUUAACAAUGGCCGCCUCUACAACCAAUGUUUAGCGAUGUCUCGCCACUACAAGCGACCUGUGCUGCUCAUCGAGUUUGAUCAGAACAAGCCAUUCUCCUUACAGUUUCAGGGCAAAUCAUCGACAAUGUCUAAUGACAUCCAGUCCAGUGACACACUGUCAAAGCUGACACUACUAACGCUUCACUUUCCCUUGCUAAGAAUUCUGUGGUGCGCCAGCCCCUAUGCCACAGCUGAAAUAUUUGGAGAACUCAAGGUGGAUAAAGAGCAACCAGAUGAAGCAGCUGCAAAGGCCAUCACAGUAGCAUCCUGUGAGUUCUCAUUACCUGGUAUGGACCGGUUUAACCAUAAUACCCAGGACUUUGUCAUGAAGCUGCCUGGUGUGAGUUCUAAGAACUACCGACAGCUACUGUCUAAAGUUCGUGAUCUUGCCGAACUUGUCUCGCUGACUGAAGAGAGACUCGGGGAGAUUCUUGACAACAAAGCAUUUGGCAAACAACUGUAUGAGUUUAUCCAUAAAGAGAAGGAGGAAUCCAAGACAAAAGGCAAAUCUUCCUUCCAUAGCAGGAGAUGGAGGAGAUAGCAUACGUUCUGCAUUAUUUUAUUUUAAAACAGUGUAAGAUUUAUCUAUCUAUGUGUGGAUUCUGUCUGUAUCUAUCUAUAAAUGAUCUACGAUGAUAGUCAUCGUAUUUCCUCAAUUGUAUUUUGCCCUGAACUUAUACUCACUACCUGUGAUAUCUGCAUUGUAUAGAGGUUUUUCGAAUUAAUUGUGUGUUUGAAUGUGAUUGUAAAUUUUUAUUUAAUUAAACACAUCAGAAAGUUUAUCUCGUGGCUUAAAGGUUUGUGCACUACCCUUACUAGUACUUUAAAAGACCUGGAAUUCCCAUUAGGCCAAGUUGAAACCCUCACUAACCAGCAUAUACCAAUGCAAGAUUUUAUUACCUAUGUGAGCGGGAUCCAAAGAGAUAACCAUAUUAGAUGAAUAUUAACUGAACAAUAAAUGCAAUUUUAUAGUAAUCUA
Molecule: messenger RNA, 3180 nt
Organism: Priapulus caudatus
Lineage: Eukaryota; Metazoa; Priapulida; Priapulimorpha; Priapulimorphida; Priapulidae
Product: DNA repair endonuclease XPF-like
Exons: 17
Coding region: 55-2742 (895 amino acids)
Biological process (GO): double-strand break repair via homologous recombination; resolution of meiotic recombination intermediates; nucleotide-excision repair involved in interstrand cross-link repair
Cellular component (GO): nucleotide-excision repair factor 1 complex
Molecular function (GO): single-stranded DNA binding; single-stranded DNA endonuclease activity; damaged DNA binding
Source: RefSeq, a predicted model, not a curated record